CGCAUUUUAUUAUGGUCAAAACUGUUGUGUUCAUCUUUGAGUGAGUAUUUGGUAUAUAAUAAUUAUGACUUGGUCCAAGUCAAUUCAGCUUUUGCUGGAAAAAUGAAGCUUUCUGUUUUCCCCUCAUCCACGGGCAUUCACCUCUGGUUCUUCUAAAAUUGCCCAGAAUUGGAUAAAGUUGAGAGUUCAAUUUGAAAGAUUGCUAUCAGUCUGUAGUGCCUCGUGACUGUUGGGCAAACUGCGGAAACUGAAUACUAAUCUGAAGUCAGACAUCGCAGUCUUAUCAAGAGGGAUGGUGCAUUCCCCCCUUUAUUUUCGAGAAGAUGUCUAGUGACAUGCAGCGGAGACAAAACCAACCCACUGGCAUUCAGUUGUUACAAUCUAGUCAAGAAGAAAACUCUCUUUGUGCAAUGCCAGACAGAGAAUCAGGUGAUUUUUUGCUGAAGCAGAAUCUUGAGAAUGGUAACCCUGCAUCUCAAUCAUCUGUAACAUCCACGCAAGAAUCAAAUGAUUUGCAGCAGCGACAAAAUACUGAAGUCAAAUGCGGUGUAUCAGAAUUAUGCGAAGCGGACAAAGCUGUAUCUACUAAAAGGGUGAGCACUUCUGAUAUUAUGGUUGAAACAAAAAGUUCAGAUCCAGAGAACCAAUAUGAUCAAGACCAAUACAUUUAUUUUACAAGAUCAGAUAAAGCUAUGGAGAAAUUGCAGCCAAAGCAGAGCCCUGACACUGGAGUUCAUAAUUUACAAUCAGAUCAAGAUAGUAUUCCUUAUGGAAUACCUAUAAUCCCCAAAACACUUGAUGAUUUGCAGCCGAGACAUAACCCUGAUGCUGUUUUGCAAAAGCCAGAAUUGGGGGAAGAAAGAAUUGUAAAUGUCAAGAAAGAGAAGGCUCCAGAUGCUGUGCUGCCAGUACCAAGUUUCAUAUACGACAUACCUGCAUCACAAUAUCUUCAGCAGAAAUCCACUUAUUCUACUAUUCCCGAGAAAGCUCUUGAGAAAUUGCCGCCAAGGCGGAACCGUGACAUUGUAGCCUGUGGUUCACAGUCUGAUCAAGGAAGCACUCCCUCCAGUGUCUCUGAGGAAUUGUCUGUUAUACCAAAACAAGAAUCUUAUAAUCCGCAGUCUAAACUAUGCUUGGGUGCUGGAUGCCAUGAUUCAAUGAGCGGUGAAGAAAAAUCUGUUUCUAACAAAAGAGAAAUGGUCUCAGAUAGUUUUCCACAAAUACCGAGUUUGGAACUUGGGGGACCUGCAUCACGUUCCGAUCAACAGCAUUUUUCAUUUUCUGCAAAACCUGAGAAAGCAGAGAAAUUGGCACCGAGAAGGAACCCUGACCCUGGAGUUCAAGGAUUGCAAUCUGAUCCAGUAAGCACUCCCUCUGAUGUACCAGGAAAAUCAUUAGAUGAUGGCUACAACUGGAGAAAAUAUGGACAGAAGCUUGUCAAAGGAAAUGAAUUUAUUCGAAGCUACUACAAAUGUACUUACCCUAAUUGCAUGGUGAAAAAGCAAGUGGAGAGAUCAUACGAUAGUAAUCUAAAAGAUGUUAAUUACCUUGGGAAUCAUGACCAUCCUAAACCACAACACAGUCCCCAUGUGGCCACUGGUCUUCUAGUUCGAAGACCAGAGUCACUGAUCAUGACUGCAUCAGAAGGUGUUGCUGAGCCAAUUUCACCUGGCGCUUCAUCUCAACAUAUGGAACCAAGGGAUACUUCACAGCCAUUGCCUGUUGCAGAAACUAGUGAUCGUGAGGCAGGUGCAGUUUCACGGUCAAGUGCUGAAAUCUGUGAUGAAAAUGAUAGCUGUCUAGACUCGAAAAAACAGAAGAGAGAGAUUUCUGGUGUUGAUAAUAAUCUGAAUAAACCCAAUUCUGAAGCACGGCGUGUUGUUCAGACUAUAAGUGAGGUUGAUGUAGUGAAUGAUGGCUACCGCUGGCGAAAAUAUGGGCAGAAAUUUGUUAAAGGCAAUCAGAACCCAAGGAGUUACUACAGGUGUACAUAUAAUGGUUGCCCAGUUAAGAAACAUGUGGAAAGAGCUGCCCAUGAUCCGAAGGUGGUUAUUACAACAUAUGAAGGACAACAUGAGCACUGUACGCCUCCAUCAAAGACCAUUUGCAAAAAUACGGCUGGAACUGACACUAAUAUGGCUAUAAAUGGUGAACCCAGAGAAGACAAACCUGUUGGCUUAGACAUGGUUGUUCAUAUUAAUGCGAACUCGUAAUAUCUUCUGCAACACGAGGUUAGAUUGGCUGCAUCAAAAUGAUUCUGCGUCACAUAGUAUUUUCUUUUUUUAACAUAUUUUCUUAUUCUCUAGUUGGGGCGGUUGAGAUUAUCCUGCCCUGUUCCGGGAGGAAUGAUUUAUACUGAUAACAUUGGUUUAACUUCUUUGUUGGUCAGAGAGUCCAACUUUACGUUCAUUGUAAAAAUUAUUUUAGUGAAAGAGUAAUGGAACGUUGAUGUUCACAAUAGUUUGUCUGAA
Messenger RNA from Olea europaea var. sylvestris, 2471 nucleotides. RefSeq lists its product as uncharacterized. The record is from RefSeq and is a predicted model, not a curated record. Lineage: Eukaryota; Viridiplantae; Streptophyta; Magnoliopsida; Lamiales; Oleaceae. The transcript is spliced from 5 exons. Gene Ontology annotation, biological process: regulation of DNA-templated transcription. Bases 324 to 2213 code for a protein of 629 amino acids. Gene Ontology annotation, molecular function: DNA-binding transcription factor activity; sequence-specific DNA binding.